This is a messenger RNA of Fomitopsis serialis, 1620 nucleotides long. Its product is annotated as MFS general substrate transporter. Gene Ontology annotation, molecular function: transmembrane transporter activity. The record is from RefSeq and is a predicted model, not a curated record. Gene Ontology annotation, cellular component: fungal-type vacuole membrane. Gene Ontology annotation, biological process: transmembrane transport. The transcript has 10 exons. The coding region runs from base 111 to 1442 and encodes 443 amino acids. NCBI's taxonomy places the organism in Eukaryota, Fungi, Basidiomycota, Agaricomycetes, Polyporales, Fomitopsidaceae.
GAUCAUGGCCGGCUGCUGGGCUCGCGCUCCGAACCCGUGUGUCAGGCAUCGCACGACUACCUAUCUCCCCUCGUGUGCGGCUCUCAGGUUCCUUCACCAUCCUGUCCACCAUGUCCAGCCCCCCGUCGUCUCGCUUUGAAUACGCACAGGCAUCAAAGAGUUUAUCGCAGCCUGAGCUCGCCCUUAGCGACCUCAGUCCACCAUCUGUCCCCUCACCAUUGCUGUCACCUGCUGUCAGACGGGUCGACGGAGGAUACCAGGCCUGGGCAUCCCUCAUCGGAGGCUUGUUCGCAACCACUGCGACCUUCGGCUACACCAAUGCUUUUGGCGUCUACCAAGAUAUCUAUACCCGUGAAGGCACGGCAUCCGCCUCCAGCAUCAGUUGGAUCGGCUCUACUCAGCUCUUCUUUCUCCUCGCCAUGGGCCUCCCCUCGGGUGUGCUCCUCGAUAAAGGCUAUUUCAAAGUCACUCUUGCCUCAGGUUCUCUCCUAUUUGCUUUUUCACUGUUCAUGCUCUCUAUUGCCGAUCACAGCAAGUUCUACCAACUCUACCUCUCCCAGGGCCUUGGCAUGGGCAUCGGCGCUGGUCUGAUCUACGUCCCCUCCGUGGCCGUUCAAGGGCACCAUUGGCGCACUCGCCGUUCUCUAGCCAUGGGUAUCGUUGUCUGCGGCUCAUCCGUAGGGGGCAUAAUAUUCCCGAUCAUGCUCAACAAGCUCUUGAACGGGCACACGGGCUUUGCAUGGGGCGUGCGCGCGAGCGCGUUCCUGGUCCUUGCCCUCCUCGUCGCCAGCAACGUACUCAUGACAGCUCACCCACCAGCGCGCACCGCUGACGCACGGAAAGUAGACAUGAAGGCAAUUCUUACUGACGUGCCGUACCUCCUAGCCAACAUCUCGACACUCAUCCUUGACUGGGCCCUGUUCUUUCCAUAUUUCUACCUCCAGCUCUACGCAAUACUUCAUGGGGUUGACGCGAACGUCGCCUUCUACACCAUCGCGAUUAUGAACGCAGCAGCGAUCCCGGGGCGCAUCUUGCCCAACUACUUUGCGGACAGGGUCGGGCCGUUCAAUGUAAUCGUGCCCGUCACCCUCGGCUGUGCUGUGUUGUUGUUCGCGCUCUUCGGCGUCAAGGACAUUGGAGGCACAGUGGUCUUCGCGAUCCUAUUUGGCUUCUUCUCCGGUGCAUAUCUCUCGUUGUGCGCACCAUGUGUAGCAAGUCUUGCGCGUGAUACGAGCGAAAUCGGGGCGCGAUUCGGACCGGCAUAUCUCAUCACCUCCUUUGGCGCGCUCACGGGGAACCCGAUUGCCGGUGCGCUCCUUGGCUCCGGCUUUCCCUGGUGGAAGCCCAUCCUCUUUUGCGGUCUCGCCUCCAUGGCGUCCCUUAUUGUGCUCGUCAUCGCCCGGAACAUGAUCGCGGCGCGCAAGGGAACACAAUUGGUAUGAGUUCGUGUGGAGGCUAUCAAGAUGCCAUCUCGCAUGUUUCCAUCGUCGUAACUUAUUUCCGCAUAACUCUGGCAUUCGGCUCGUAUUGGGACAUGGACUCGUAAUGAGAACUGGGUCGUUUCCAGCCCGCUGGCUGGCGUGCAUAUAUCGGAAAUUGUUUCAGAUUGCCAGUGUGUGU